AGGUUUCUUUUUUUCUUUUACAAAUGUGGUAUAACCUCUCUUCAGGUUUAAGUAUCCAGUUAAACACUCAUUUUUAUAUAGGGAGGUCAUUAUUAUAAUAUUGCUGAUAGAGAGUGUUGGCUUUUCUCUUGAGUAUGUUUUUGAAAUUUUAAAAUUACCCUGAAAUGUAGAGAUUCUCAUACUUGUCCUGUUUGCUUCCUCCCUUACCCUCCUUCAGUCUUGUCUUGCUUCUGGUAGGGACUUGAAAUACUGAGAUUAGUGAACAGAUAUAGCUGCUUCUUUCCUGUGGUUCUCUUUUGAUCCUGCUUGUAUUUGGGAAAAACAGAUAGAUAAACCAACUACUGAGAAAAAGAAGAAAGCCAGCUAUAUUUCAGCUCUCGCUUUUUCUAGAAAGCUCUCUCAAUCAGAAGGAUUUUGCAAUAUGAAGAGGUGGAGGAGGAAGUAUCUUUAUACUGAGGUACUGUAAUAGGUAUUACUCACGACAGCAAAAUUUUCCCUCGUGGCUUGUAACAAUAGGCCACAAGUCAGUAUGUUAUAGAUGCUUUAUAUGCAUGUAAUCUCAUGUUAAUUUUAUAAGGUAGGCUUUGCCAAUUACCUAUAACUUUCAACUUGUGAAGAGAGGAUAAAUCACUCUCCCUAAAUCUAACAGCUAGUAGGUUGUGGAGUUCCAUGCCAGUUCUAACUCCCAGUGUUUUGUGACCUGAUUUUUUUUUCUCCUCAGGAAGCUUUUAGAAUCUUUUUUCCCCAGUGUUCUGAAAUUUCACAAUGAAGUGCCUUGGUACGUUUUUUAAGAUUCUGGGAACUUACUUUUGAGAAGUUACUUCUCUAUUUCUGUGGUGACUUCCUCUCUUCUGUUACUUUGUUUUGCACUUUUGUGUGUUUUUGUGUGUGUUGGUUGGCAAAUGGGCUUCUGUAAACCUCCAUUUUUCUUAAUUUUCUCUAUUUUCCAUCUCUUUCUAGUUUUUAGAAGAUUACUUCAACUUUGUUUCCAGCCCAUCUCUUUAUUUUUUCUAUAUUGUUUUUAAAAUCUAAGAACUCUCCCUACUUUCUGAACUUUUUAGACACUUUUGUAUUCAUGGUCGUGAUGACUGGUUUCUCUGAAGAUGUUAAGGACUUUUUAAAAAGAAUUAUUUUGCUUCCCACAUUAGUUGUCUAUUGCUCAGAGUUUUUUCUUUUUGUUUUGUUUUUCAUGUCUUUCAAAUACCUGAUUCUUGGCUGGCCUCUCACACUUAACGAGUGAGGUACCACAAACUAUUUAGAAGUUUGUGUGCAUGAGUGAUCUCUAUCUUUGGAUUCUUUCUGUUAAUUUUCAUCCCAAUGUGGUGUGUUAGUUCUGUCCAGGAUUCAAGCGGGGGAAGGCAGAUGGGAGGAUCUCACAUUUUGUUUUGUAGGCUUUACUUAAUCCUCUUGUUCUGGGGGGUACAGGGCUUCCCUCCUACGCACAGCUAUGCAUAUUGGCCCCAGUCUUCAGGUUAAUCCUUUUCAUAGAGUAAACUUUGUCUUCAGGGCGAGGGAAGAUCUGGGAGCCUUUAUUAGUCCCUAUAUGGAUAUUCAACCAAUUCUAUUUUCAGUUAUACUCCAGCUCAGGCUUUCAGAGGUACCAAAUCCUGAGUCUUUCUGGGAUUUUGCUGCUCAAGAUGCUUGCUUAUUGUUGACUCAUAACAACUUGGCACCUUUCUUUGUCCUGGUAAAUUGGUCAUUACUAACUUGUCUAUUUGCUUUCAUUUCCUAAAAUUUUAUUAAAAUCUCUACUCUGGGGAAACGGCACAGGGUUUGAAAGAUGGCGGACGAUGUGGGCGAGCAACAAACUACCAACACCGUAGAAGAGCCCCUGGAUCUCAUCAGGCUCAGCCUGGAUGAGCGAAUUGAUGUGAAAAUGAGAAAUGGCCUAGAGCUUCGUGGCAGAUUACAUGCAUAUGAUCAGCAUUUAAAUAUGAUAUUGGGAGAUGUGGAAGAAACUGUGACUACUAUAGAAAUUGAUGAAGAAACAUAUGAAGAGAUAUAUAAAUCAACAAAACGGAAUAUUCCAAUGCUUUUUGUCUGGGGAGAUGGUGUUGUACUAGUUGCUCCUCCAUUAAGAGUUGGCUGAAACAAAGAGUUUAUCAUGUAUGGAAUAUAGGAGAUUUUGUAUGAUUGCCUCUUUAAAUGUAGAAGACAUCCAAAAGAGAAACCUGCGUUCAUUUUGAUAUUAAGAAAUGACCAAGGAUUCUUCCACUCCUGAAAUGAGUUGAUUUGCAGAUAACUCAAAAAUUCUUAAGCUAAAGGGCAUUUUAAUUUUUUUCCAACUCUUUCAAUAAAUGUGAUCACCAGGAUGCAAAAAAAA
Nyctereutes procyonoides (raccoon dog) is the source of this 2323-nucleotide messenger RNA. RefSeq names its product U6 snRNA-associated Sm-like protein LSm3. NCBI's taxonomy places the organism in Eukaryota, Metazoa, Chordata, Mammalia, Carnivora, Canidae. Gene Ontology annotation, biological process: mRNA splicing, via spliceosome; P-body assembly. The record is from RefSeq and is a predicted model, not a curated record. The transcript has a single exon. Gene Ontology annotation, cellular component: P-body; U4/U6 x U5 tri-snRNP complex; U6 snRNP. Gene Ontology annotation, molecular function: RNA binding. The coding region runs from base 1781 to 2089 and encodes 102 amino acids.